Messenger RNA from Penicillium vulpinum, 546 nucleotides. RefSeq lists its product as uncharacterized. The record is from RefSeq and is a predicted model, not a curated record. NCBI's taxonomy places the organism in Eukaryota, Fungi, Ascomycota, Eurotiomycetes, Eurotiales, Aspergillaceae. Bases 1 to 546 code for a protein of 181 amino acids. The transcript has a single exon.
AUGACCACACGCCCAGACCUCCUAAAACCAAUCCACGCCCUCCUAGAAGCCCUAACAGACCCAACAACAACCCCCAACCAACUCCUCUCAACCUUCACAACUUCCCCAAAGCCUCUAGUCCACGAACAUGGUCUCCCCCAGCUAGCUCCCUUCCUAGGCCGCCCAUUCACCGGCCAAGAUGGAAUAGCAACUUACUUCAAGCUCCUCUCCUCUCUCCUCUCCAUCAAGAACAUGGCCUUCGAGCCCGAGGAGAGCUGGGUGGUUGACGAGAGCUGCAUGGCUGUUUCGCUGCGCGGGACGGCGACGUUCGUCUGGAAGGAGUCACGGCAGGCGUGGGAUGAGACGUUCGUUUAUCGCAUUAAGCUUGCUGUUGAUGGUGGCGGUGGUCGGUCUGGGGAGGGGAGGUUGGCGGUUUGCGAGUAUCAAGUUUGGGCGGAUACUGGGGCUGCCUAUCUUGCUAGGCUUGGGAGAUUGGGGGAUUUGAUGGAAUCUGGGAGUGGUGGUGAGGGGAUUUAUGUUGAUUUUGAUGAGAAUCGGACAGGGUAG